Molecule: messenger RNA, 4341 nt
Organism: Choloepus didactylus (southern two-toed sloth)
Lineage: Eukaryota; Metazoa; Chordata; Mammalia; Pilosa; Megalonychidae
Gene: ZNF641
Product: zinc finger protein 641
Exons: 6
Coding region: 155-1429 (424 amino acids)
Biological process (GO): regulation of cytokine production; regulation of immune system process; negative regulation of transcription by RNA polymerase II
Cellular component (GO): nucleus
Molecular function (GO): DNA-binding transcription activator activity, RNA polymerase II-specific; RNA polymerase II cis-regulatory region sequence-specific DNA binding
Source: RefSeq, a predicted model, not a curated record
CCGGGCCACCGUCACCGCCUGUCCCUGGCUCCGCCGGCCGCCGGCUCCGAAACGCGAGCGCAGGGCGGAGGGGAGGGGCAGGCGGCGCCCGGGAGGGAGGCACCGGGCCGCAGGCCAAGCAGACCGGGGGUCACAAUUUGGGUUUGCAGCAAAAAUGCUUUCAGAACAGACAGCAGCCCUGGGGGCAGGAUGGGAGUCAAUGAAUGUCCAGCUGGAUGGAGCCGAGCCCCAGGUGGAAAGGGGAAGCCAGGAAGAAGGGCCAUGGAGAACAGCGCCAGGGCCACUGGAGCACCUGUGCUGUGACCUUGAAGAGGAGCCACAGUCCCUUCAGGAGAAGGCUCAGUCUGCUCCCUGGGUUCCUGCCAUUCCUCAGGAGGGGAGCACCGGAGACUGGGAGAUGGCAGCUGCACUUCUUGCAGCCGGAUCACAGGGCCUGGUAACCAUCAAGGAUGUGUCGCUGUGCUUCUCUCAGGAGGAGUGGCGGAGCCUGGACCCCUCUCAGACAGACUUUUAUGGAGAAUAUGUCAUGCAGGAAAACUGUGGGAUAGUGGUCUCUCUGAGAUUUCCAAUUCCCAAACUGGAUAUGCUUUCUCAACUAGAAGGUGGGGAAGAACAAUGGGUCCCUGACCGCCAGGAUUUGGAAGAGAGGGACAUCCUGAGAGUCACAUAUACAGGAGAUGGAAGUGAACACGAGGGAGACACUCCUGAACUAGAAGCAGAACCUCCCAGAAUGUUAUCCAGUGUGUCUGAAGAUACUGUUCUUUGGAACCCAGAGCAGGAAGAGAGCUGGGAUUCCAUGCCUAGGAGCUCCAGAGGAAUGCUUCUAGGCCCACCUUUUCUUCAAGAAGAUAGUUUCUCAAACCUUCUGUGUAACACAGAAAUGGAUUCCCUAUUAAGACCCCACACAUGCCCUCAAUGUGGUAAACAGUUUGUGUGGGGCUCCCACCUUGCCAGGCAUCAGCAAACCCACACUGGGGAGAGGCCUUACAGCUGCCUUAAGUGUGAGAAGAGCUUUGGGCGAAGACAUCACCUGAUCCGGCAUCAGAAAACCCACCUGCAUGACAAGCCAAGCAGGUGCUCUGAGUGUGGCAAGAAUUUCCGAUGCAACUCCCAUCUGGCCAGUCACCAGAGAGUGCACGCAGAAGGCAAAUCCUGUAAGCCCCAAGAGGCUGGGGAGAGCCCUGGGACUAGGAAACGGCAGCGCACCCCACCAGUGCCAAAGUGCCACGUGUGCACUGAGUGUGGGAAGAGCUUUGGUCGCAGGCACCACCUGGUGAGACACUGGCUGACCCACACUGGGGAGAAGCCCUUCAAGUGCCCGCGCUGUGAAAAGAGCUUUGGCCGCAAACAUCACCUGGACAGGCACCUGCUGACCCACCAGGGACAAAGUUCCCGGAGCAGCUGGGAUAGAGGAACAUCUGUCUUUUGAAAUGUUUCAGCUGUGGUCAAGCCUAUCAGUUGGUGCUACCAGGAGUCUCUUCCAGGGCUGCUCCUCUCCCAUACCCAAUGGCCAGAAUCAUGAACUCUGGUCCCAUCCCUAGAAAGAUGAGGUUCCAGCAUUGGCCAGAGCAUUUCUGACCAUUUCUGUGAGACACCACACAAAAUAGGAUUCUUUGGGCAAAAACUUUUGGGAAACAAUGCAUACUACAUGGGCUGAUAUUUAACCUGAGCCCUUUCUCAAAGGUACAGUGGUACCAGCAGUUUAUGGCUGAGGUCCAUUCUGAUUAGUUGGAGCCCAUGCCGUACUAGUUGUUAAAUACUGAGUAUCAUCCUUGUAUAUUAUAACUACUAUAUUUCUAUAUAUACACAUAUAGAGAAAGAGCAUAUUAGCAUAUUAAAGACUCUGAAAACUUCUGCAGCAGAGCGAACUGUUAAACCUCUUUUAUACAUUGUUUCCUAAAUUUAUUUGGCCUCAGUAUCCUUUCUCUUUCCCAUCCCAUAGAACUGGUGACUCCAUCCAACACACUUUGGUGAACAUCGGGUUAGAGAAUAAUGAGGAAACAGGAGAGGAAGAGGAAAGAGAUAGAUAGUGAUCAGGCACCCAGAGCCCCCUUGAUUUAUCCAGAUGAAAGCUGGUGGCCAGAGCUCAUGCCUGUUUGUGUCAGUCCCCCUUACUCACAUCACCCAUAUAUACAGCCACAGCUCUCAUCUCCACCUACUGAAAAAUAGAAAGAUUAAUCUCUCCACCCCCUUAUCCCUAUUGCCUUCAUCCUGUACAUACGUAUAUCCAGCUGCAAGAUCACACUACAAUGCUAAGAGAUGAACCUUAUACCUGCAAGUAAUCCAGGCCCACACAGAAGAAGAAAGGAAAAACUUUAUCCCCUUGAACAGACCCCUCUACUCUUGACUGUGUCUUUAUGUGUCUAUGUGUAUCUGUGUGCAGGGUUUUUGAAGAGAGCAUGCUAAGUGCAAACUGCACAAGCUAGGUUUUCUGGGGUCUGUGUUCUAGGGAUGAGGGUAGUGGGGAUUGUAUGGAAUUUUUUAUUUGUUUUGCUUCAAGAUAGGAAGUAAUCUGGGUGACUAAGGGAGCCCGAGUGGAAGGGAUUAAGUGAUGAGCUAAGUUGUGGAGUUGAGGGAUAAAGCUUCCCAAGCAUCACUGAGAGCAAGACAUACCUGUGGAUAUAUGUACAUAUCUGGGUCCAAAUCUCUGGACCCAGUUUGUUCUUGGCUGGGAGGAAAGAGGAAGAAAGAUCUUCACUGAAGUGAGCUGUUUCUUGUUGAUUUCAGGCAACAUACAUAUACAAGCUAUGUACUGAGGGAGUUUUUUUGUUGUGUUGUGUGUAAGUGCUUGGCAGUUAAGACAGGGAUCAGGGCACUUGCAAACUGUUGUCAACACUCUUCUUUGACUUUGAUUAUCUUGUCAAGGGGACAGAUUCAUCUUGAGGAUCUCAUUCUCCCAAAAACAAAACUUUAGGGGAAAUGCCUCUUGCUUAGCUUUUCCCUCUAAGACUUUUAACUCCAGUACUUGCAUAAGCAUUCUAGCAUCUGUUAGUUGAUGAGUUGGUCAUUGUUUCUCUUUAUUGGUGAUUGUGUUAAUACCAAUCUUAUAACUUAAAAGUUAUCUUGUAACAUAUAAGAGCAGUUUGGGGUUAGGGAGGGAGAGAAACAAAGAGGAUGAAAGUGAGAUAUUUUUUCUGUAAUGCUUAAAUUCUGGUUUUUCCCUAAGACACUUAUUUUUCAGCCACAGUUGGUUAAAUUAACCAGAGAGGAAAGAAGAGGUACACUGUAACCAUCUAGUUUAAUGACUGCCCCAUUUGCAUAGGAAAAAAGAGGUGAAUCACAGUUUCUACAGUCCCGGACCCAAAUGAACCUGGAAAUAGGGUCAUUUUGCUGACUGGGCUUCUUGGAGUGGAUGUGACUUGGGCAAUUCUGUCUGCCCCCACCUCCCUUCUGCUGCUUCCUUUGCUUGGAAUGCAUUUCCCUUGCAUGUGUUCCCAUGAAUAGAGCAAAAUGGCCAGCCUUUUUUAGGCAAGCCUUGUCCUCUGUCCUCGGAAACACGACCAUUUUUAGGAUCAGUAUUAAAAGAUGCCCCAAGGAACAGUAAAGUAUUGGGCUCCAGUGGUGAAAGUGGACUAUACCAUUUUCUUUACACUUCCACUUUGUCUCAAUUUUUACUGCAUAUCAGCUCUGUGUAAGCAAAUGUUUAACACCUGUUUUGGAUCACAGACCAUUCUGAGAAUCUGUUGAAAACAAAAACUCACAUUUGAGAAAAAUGGACAUUUACAGUUCACUUAGUUCUGUAAAUACAUUUGUUUUAGCAGAUUCAGAGCCUAUCCUUGGAACUGCUGAACGGGAGUCAAAGAAAGGGCGUUACCCUGGCCAAUAUGGUCAUUAUGCAUUUGUGUCAAGAAUUACAGAGCAAAGAUCACUAACUAUUGUAAGAACUAAAAUACCAGAGGCAGUAGGGUAUAAAGAUAGCAUCUGUUCUUUAAUGACUACAAGGUUACUGCUUAUAUUCUAUGUCUUAAAAAAGAUCUGACAUGCUGAGAAACCUAGCUCCUCAUAAACCUUGUUUUAAAUACCUGUGCAAGACGGCAUUCCUUACACCCAAAGGGCAGUACAUAGGGUUCUUCUAGACUGGAGGUAUGACAUCAUGCCUCCUAAUAGCCACAUGUUAAGCUCCAGCCUUUUAACCUUUUUUGGUAAUAGCAAAGAUAGAAAAUGAAGCCCCCAAAGCAUAGGUGCAGACAGUCAUAACACUCACCUGAAAGAUUUCAUGGAUUCUAAAGGCCUCUGCUGAAGGGGCAACACUUUGGGUCAUUUCUGAUGUACCAUUCUCUUCUCUACCUCGGUCUAUGCCACCUCCUCUUGGAUGAAAAAUAAAACAAGCAACAGCCAUCA